AACCAAAUGUAGCGAGUGAGAAAGAGGUGAGGGAAGAUUGGAGGGAGGGAAGAAGGUAAUGGAAGAUGAGAGCUCAGUGUGGUACAGGAAGAGAACGGGCGUAGGAAAGCAGAUGGCUGAUGAGCGGUGAAACUGAAACGCUCAGGCGUUUGUCAGGGACACCCUCCUGGGUCCUUUCUCUCCGCGGCGGACUGCGGGAAGCCGGCCCUUCGUUUACCUGGCUGAGGCUGCUACGGAGCUGCGGUUCACCGCUUCAUGAUUUUCUGCCGAUUCUGGGGAAAGAUGGCAACUAAUGAUGCUGUUCUGAAGAGGCUGGAGCAGAAGGGCGCAGAGGCGGAUCAGAUCAUUGAGUAUCUUAAGCAGCAGGUUGCUCUUCUCAAGGAGAAAGCAAUUUUGCAGGCAACAUUGAGAGAAGAAAAGAAACUUCGAGUUGAAAAUGCUAAACUGAAAAAAGAAAUAGAAGAACUAAAGCAAGAGCUGAUUCAGGCAGAAAUUCAUAAUGGAGUGAAGCAGGUACCUGUUCCAUCGAGUACUUCACUAGAGGCUAAUUGCACUGUUUCCAAAAGUGUGAUACAGUCUCCAUCAGUAACAACCACUACCUCUUCUGGUACAAAAGAGCAGAUCAAAGGAGGGGGAGGAGAAGAAAAGAAGGUAAAAGAGAAGACUGAAAAGAAAGGAGAGAAAAAGGAGAAGAAGCAGCAGUCAGCAGCAGCAGCAGGUGCUGACUCUAAGCCUAUCGACGUAUCGCGCCUGGAUCUUCGAAUUGGUUGCAUCGUUACUGCCAAGAAACACCCCGAUGCAGAUUCACUGUACGUUGAAGAAGUUGAUGUGGGAGAAGCAGCCCCACGAACGGUCGUCAGUGGACUGGUGAAUCAUGUUCCUCUAGAACAGAUGCAAAAUCGGAUGGUGGUUUUACUUUGUAAUCUGAAGCCUGCAAAAAUGAGGGGAGUGCUGUCUCAGGCAAUGGUGAUGUGUGCCAGUUCACCAGAGAAAGUGGAGAUUCUGGCCCCUCCCAAUGGGUCCGUCCCUGGAGACAGAAUUACUUUUGAUGCUUUCCCUGGAGAGCCCGACAAGGAGCUGAACCCGAAGAAGAAGAUCUGGGAGCAGAUCCAGCCUGACCUGCACACCAAUGAGGAGUGUGUGGCCACGUACAAAGGCGUUCCCUUUGAGGUGAAGGGGAAGGGAGUGUGCAGGGCCCAAACCAUGGCCAACAGUGGGAUUAAAUAAGUGCUCUGUAACUGGAAGACAGUGGCGAAACCGUAAUAUCAAUAAAGAGGAGUGAGUUUAUCACUUACAAUAAAAUA
Apodemus sylvaticus (European woodmouse) is the source of this 1304-nucleotide messenger RNA. It is a transcript of the gene Aimp1, whose product is annotated as aminoacyl tRNA synthetase complex interacting multifunctional protein 1. The coding region runs from base 256 to 1227 and encodes 323 amino acids. Lineage: Eukaryota; Metazoa; Chordata; Mammalia; Rodentia; Muridae. Gene Ontology annotation, molecular function: tRNA binding. The record is from RefSeq and is a predicted model, not a curated record. The transcript has 7 exons.